Messenger RNA from Danio rerio (zebrafish), 371 nucleotides. RefSeq names its product growth hormone inducible transmembrane protein (gene ghitm). The record is from RefSeq and is marked provisional. NCBI's taxonomy places the organism in Eukaryota, Metazoa, Chordata, Actinopteri, Cypriniformes, Danionidae. Gene Ontology annotation, cellular component: membrane.
UCCCAGGCCAUCGGAGCCACCUUCGCUGCGCUGAUCGGCGCUGGUGUUCUGGUCAGAUCUGUCUCGUAUGAGCACAGCCCCGUUGCGAAACACCUGUCCUGGGCUCUCUAUGCAGGUGUGUUUGGGGCGGUGGUGGCCCCGUUGACUCUGCUCGGGGGUCCGCUGAUGCUGAGGGCCGUGUGGUGCACUGCAGGUGUGGUGGGCGGUCUGUCGACGGUGGCCGUGUGCGCUCCGAGCGAACGCUUCCUCAACAUGGGCGGCCCGCUGGCGGUGGGUCUCGGCCUGGUGCUGGCAUCCACGCUGGGCUCCAUGUUCCUGCCCCCCUCCACUGCUGUGGGCGCGGGGCUGUACUCGGUGUCGGUGUACGGCGG